Pneumocystis murina B123 is the source of this 522-nucleotide messenger RNA. RefSeq lists its product as hypothetical. The record is from RefSeq and is a predicted model, not a curated record. NCBI's taxonomy places the organism in Eukaryota, Fungi, Ascomycota, Pneumocystomycetes, Pneumocystales, Pneumocystaceae. Gene Ontology annotation, biological process: mitotic DNA replication initiation. Gene Ontology annotation, cellular component: GINS complex. The transcript is spliced from 7 exons. The coding region runs from base 1 to 522 and encodes 173 amino acids.
AUGUUCAAUUAUUAUGAUCUUGAUGAUAUCCUCUGUGAAAACACAAAAAUAUCGUCUAUUUUUCAACAUAUAGUUCCAGGAUUAGGUUAUCUAGAUGGAAAUAAUGAGCCAGAUAUAAAAGAGGGUGCUAAUGUGGAUCUCCCUUUUUGGCUUGCCGAAAUGCUAGUUAUUAAUAAUUUUAUUGAUAUUGAAUUUCCAAGUGCAUUUUCAGCCAAGGUUAGAAACGCGCUUAAGGCAUGUCCUCAAAAUGUUGAUUUGAGAAUGUUUUCUACACAUUAUUAUUUGUUUGGAGAAAAAAUACUAAAUUUACUUUCUGAUAACGAACUUGUAAAUAUUUUAAUUGAAACUUUUAAAUCACGUAUAUGUUUUAUCGCUGAUCAUGCUCAUAAUCCUCAUGGUGCGCUUGAAGAAGGGGUGGAAUUUCUCCGUAAUCUUGAAGAUAGUGAAAAAAUGUUUUUUCGUAUUGGUCAUGAUAGUACUAAAGAUAUGAGAAACUGGUUAGAAAAGUCAAAAAUUCAUUAA